GCAAAUCAAGAUAAAAAUACAUUUCGGGGAGAUGACUCACAGGCACACGGUAUUAAUCUAGUAUCAAGAAAUAAUGAUGUGGGGUCGCACGAAAGUUAUAAGUUUGAUUGGAAGAUUAAGAGUGGUUAACCACAUUUUCUCUUUAUAUCCUACUGAAAUUGAUGGCACCCUACCAUUAAUGAACUUUAUAGCACCUCUUAACAUCAAAAUCGAACAGUACACUAUUUAGACUAGGCAAAGAAAAAAAGAUGGUACCUGUGGUCCUCGCUUAUUCUUGCUCUUUUUUUCACCAUCCAAAUUCACUUUCUCUUCAUCUGAUUGAUUACACACUUCUUCCGAACUUCUUCUCCAUACCAUAGGAAUGGAGGAGGAUAAAGAAGAAGGGAAAAAGAUCACGGUGGUGAGUGAAUUGGAAGAAGAAGGUGAAGAAGAAGAAGACGAUGAUGAAGAUUUCGAAGAUGAUAAUAAGAAAAAAAGAGCAUUAACUCCCUGUAAGAGAAGGGCUUCGAGUGUAGGAGGAGGAUCGACGCAGCGUUCUUGUCAGGUGGAAGACUGCCUUGCUGAUAUGAACGCGGCAAAGGCGUACCAUCGCCGCCAUAAAGUUUGCGAAUUCCAUGCCAAGGCUACGGUUGUUCUUCUUUCCGAGUUACGGCAGCGGUUCUGUCAGCAGUGCAGCAGGUUCCAUGAGUUAUCAGAGUUCGACGAAGCUAAAAGAAGUUGCCGAAGGCGUUUGGCGGGACACAAUGAGCGUCGGCGCAAGAGCUCAUAUGAUUCACAAUAAUAAUAUAUUGAAUUAAUGUAAUUUCUAGACCAAGGCAAACUCACUCAUCGAUGAGUACUCGAGUGGGCCUUCUGUUCACCCCUGAAGAGAAUGCUCUCUAUCUUCUGUCAUUGCUGCUUGAUUACUUUUCAGAAAGCACUAGCUGGUUAUGUAUAAGUAAUAAGUGAAAACUACUUUGUAAUAAACAUUAAUAAAAAGCUAAUGUAAUGCAUCCAUUUCAUGUUACC
Molecule: messenger RNA, 1008 nt
Organism: Erythranthe guttata (spotted monkey flower)
Lineage: Eukaryota; Viridiplantae; Streptophyta; Magnoliopsida; Lamiales; Phrymaceae
Gene: SPL3
Product: squamosa promoter binding protein-like 3
Biological process (GO): flower development
Cellular component (GO): nucleus
Molecular function (GO): DNA binding; DNA-binding transcription factor activity
Source: RefSeq, a predicted model, not a curated record